Molecule: messenger RNA, 2472 nt
Organism: Fimicolochytrium jonesii
Lineage: Eukaryota; Fungi; Chytridiomycota; Chytridiomycetes; Spizellomycetales; Powellomycetaceae
Exons: 6
Coding region: 151-2301 (716 amino acids)
Biological process (GO): rRNA processing
Cellular component (GO): nucleus
Molecular function (GO): RNA binding
Source: RefSeq, a predicted model, not a curated record
AUUUCCUCAACUGGGACCCAACUAUUUCAGAGAACGCCAACUGGGUAGACCCACUGUGACUUCCAGGCGUCUACUGCAGUCUCGUUCUGAAGGGGUUGUACCCACGGAAGGAGUUCUUUAUAUAGUCUGGUAACUUCACAAAACGACACAAUGGCAAAGAAGGGCGACUCGAAAAAGGCCCCUAGGGAGGUGUCCACACAGCCCUUGACAACAGAUCCCCGUUUCGCUAAAGUACACUCCGACCCUCGUUUCAUCAAAGCGAAGCGAGAUGCCAACAAGGUCAAAAUCGACAGCCGUUUCAUCGGCAUGUUGCAGAGUGAGGAGUUCGGCACAGGCUCGUCAGGACCGGCGAUUGACCGUUACGGUCGACGAGCGAAGAAAGGGACAAAGAAGGAGCUUGAAAGGUUUUACAAGCUUGACGAUGAAGAGGAGAGGAAAGAGGAAAGCGGGAGCGGGAGUGGAAGUGAAAGUGGCAGUGGCGACGAGGUGGAGGACGAGGCAGAGGGCGGCGUUUCUGCGGACGUUGUAGUAAGCGACGAAGUGGACAGCGAGGAGGAGGACGAGGAAGACGAGGAAGACGAAACUGGCGGCCGGAUAGCAGGAUACGACCUUGCGCGUGGAGGUGCAAUGCUCGAAUCCGAUUCUGAGAGCGAGGAUGAAGAUGAGGAUGCUGUUGAGGAUGACACAGAGGAGCGGGACGUACUGGAUAUCGGACCAUACGGAGAAGAGACGGUCCCUACAGGCGACGAAACAUCCCGCAUCGCCAUCGUCAAUAUGGAUUGGGACCACGUGAAAGCAAAAGAUCUUUUCAAGAUCUUUGACGGUUUCAAGCCGGCAAGUGGAACCGUGAAGAGUGUCAAGAUAUACCCGUCGGAGUUUGGCAAAGAGAGGCUCGAGAAGGAAGCCAGGGAAGGCCCACCAGCAGACAUCUUUGAGCCCGUCGGUGGCGACGAUUUGUCGAAACCGUUGAUCCAAGCAGAUGACGGGACCGAGCAGUACGACAAUGUCAAGCUACGAAAGUACCAAUUGGAGAGGUUGCGAUACUACUACGCUGUACUCGAAUGCGACUCGGUCGAAACCGCAAGGUCGAUCUACAAAACCUGUGACGGUACAGAAUACGAAAAGUCCGCAAAUUUCUUCGACCUGCGCUAUGUACCCGAAGGAAUGGAGUUCGACGACAGCCCUGCCGACGAAGCCUACGAGCCACCGAGCGUAUAUCAGCCAAAGGACUUUGUCACACAGGCCUUGCAGCAUUCCAAAGUCAAGCUGACCUGGGACGAAGAGGAUGAUGACCGUGUCCGGGUCACGAGACGGAAGUUUACAAAGGACGAUCUGCAGGAUAUGGAUUUCAAGGCAUACUUGGCCUCUUCUUCCGAGGAUGAGGAUGGUGAAGAUGCGGACGCUAUUCGGCAGAAGUUUAAGGCUCUUUUGGGGGGUGGCGAGGGAGCGGGGGAUGUGUUUGGAAGCAAGGACAAAGGAGAGGAGAUGGAGAUCACCUUCACGCCUGGGUUGAGUGAGAAGGCAGCUGCUCUUUUGGACAAGAAGAAGGGGAAGGACGCCUCGAAGGACGAGACUGUGUUUGAUGCUUACUUGCGCAAACGCAAGGAAAAGCGGAAGGCGAAGAAGGCUGCCAACAAGGCAGGCGCGGAAGAGGGACCAAAUUCAGAAGAUGCUCUGGUAUCUUCUGGCGACGAAGGUGUCGACAUGGACGAUCCAUUCUUCCGUGACGCGUUUGACGACAACUACGCCCCCAAAGGCUCAAUAGCCAAACCCGAGAAAGAAUCCAAACCCAGCAAAACCAAAAAGGCCAAAAACAAACCACCCACCGCCGAAGAACUGAAAGCCAAAGCCGAGCUCGAACUCCUGAUGGCCGACCCGACCUCAACCGAGAACCGCCACUUUGACGCAAAACAGGUCGUCAAAGAAGAAAAACAGUCCCGCCGCAAAAAGAACCGUAACAAAAAAGACGCGAACAAGGAGAAGCGCGAGGGCGGCGUGCAGGAUGGGUUUGAGAUUAAUACUGCGGAUCCGAGGUUUACGGAUCUGUUGGAGAAUCAUGCGUUUGCGGUUGAUCCGACAAAUCCUCACUUCAAGAAGACGCAAGCGAUGGGCAAACUCCUGGAUGAGCGCCGGAAACGGUCCGCUGCGGCACAUCCCGACCAGGAGGUUCCCAAAUCGACCGCGGCUUCGUCCAAACCCGCUACCUCGGACGUCAACAUCUCUCAACUGGUUGAUUCCGUCAAACGCAAAAGCGCCAUGGCGACCAACUCGGGCCGCGGUAAACGAGCAAAACGAUCCUAAUAACCAAAUUCACCGCGACCCCCUUCCAACGGAGUACACCCUAGUCCAGAAUUUUUGUCAGAUUCUAUUCUCUAAAUAGAAGCAGCCUAAUUUAUGUAGAUCGUUCCAUCAUCAUCUCAUCACCAAUAUAUUUUCCUUACACAAAUGAAACAGGCCGAGCAAUGUGUCGAU